AUGGCGUUGUUAUUGUUGUUAGACUUCUUCAAUUUUCGCUUUCAUGCACAAGGAACAAUAGUCGAAGGUGUUGGAGAUGAGGUGUUGAUAGGUCUAGCGUCUACAUUAGGACUUAUCGCAUUAGUCAGUUUACUAUACAACACACAAGGAGGUCAGAGAAACAUCCAUCCUUCGCAAGCUGAAAAUGUGCGUAUAGUGCGUGACAGAUUGGGUGUUGGGGGACAAGAAGGAAGUGAUACUGCAGGAUCCGAAGGCCCUGUAUUGCCUGAUCCGCCGCCUGUCACUUAUUCUCAUGACAGAAUAUGUCCUGUAUGUCUUACAGACGCAAAAUUUUGCACGACAACUAAUUGCGGUCAUAUAUUUUGCGGUAUGUAUAUGUACGUUCUAAAACGACAGCUGUCUAGUUCUAUUAUUUUGUGAUUUAUUUUACAUUCUGUCAGAAAUCCAAGUACAUGUUUGCUUGGUAAUCUACCUGAACAUGUAAAUUUUACGUACUUACAGGAAUCAGUUCGGUAAGAGGUUAAAUUUAGGUAAAAUUUACUUGAUUAACAAACAACUCCCGAACAUUUUUUCUUGUUUUGCCAAACAUUUAUACCCUCUGGUUAAAGUAAUGGUGUGAUCACUUUGCUUUAGAAGCUUAAGUAAUUUCAUGGCUCAUGAAUUUGGAAACUCAUCUAAAUUACAAUGAGAAUCCUUUCAACAACAAGAUUCUUGAUAUAUAUCUUACUUAUCAGAUCGCUUAUCAGCUGUAUGCUUUAAUUUGAUCUGCAUGCAUGCAUUAACCAAAUGCAACUUUAUUAAUUUGGUGACACAGGUUGUAAGAAGGCAACCUAUGUCCCAUUUACAGUAAUCCAGGUACAGGACUCCGGAUUCCUUGUCAGUGGAACUCGGAUUCUAGACUCCAAUUAGCCUGCAAGCAAGCUCUCCAUUUGGGUCUCCCUUCGCAUGCCACUUGCGCGUGUACUUUUCAUGAUAUCCCCCAAAUGGAGAGCUUUCUUGCAGGCUAGGUUCCAAUGGUUAGCAGUAUUCUGGAUUCAUUGUGCUUAAAUUUAUAGGUUCCAAAGCCCAGGUUUCCAAAUUCCACCAAAAUUGUUUUCAGAUAAUUACAGAAUCAGAAUUACCUUACUUAGAGCAGCAACCUGUUAAUGCAGAAAGGCAUCUUACAACCAGGAGUCUUACAAUCAGGGGUCUUACAACCAGGGGUCUUACAACCAGGGGUCUUACAACCAGGGGUCUUAUGACCAGGGGUCUUACAACCAGAAGUCUUACAACUAGGUGUCUUACGACCAUUAGUCUUACAGCCAGGGGUCUUACGACCAUUAGUCCUACAACCAGGAGCAGAAGUCUUACACAACCAGGAGUCUUACAACCAGGAGUCUUACAACCAGGGGUCCUACCACCAGGGGUCUUACAACCAGGGUUCUUUACAACCAGGGGACUUAAUGACCACGACUCUUACAACCAGGGGUCUCACAACCAGCAGUUUUACAACCAGGGGUCUUAUGACCAGAAGUCUUACAACCAAGGCAGAAAGGCUAAUUAAAAGUUUAUAAUAAAAUGAUAUUUAACAUUCUAGCUCCCUGUAUUAUAACAUACUGGAGGUACGGAAGAUGGCUUGGUGCUGUUAAUUGUCCUGUUUGCAGACAGCAGGUAAGAAAAAAAUUAUAACAGUCACUUGAAAUCCUCAAUCAUAGGGCAAUAUUGAGGUUAGGGGCAGCUAGAAUUGACUAAUGCAUUUUAUUAAAACUGAAUCAUUGGAUAAUGUCAUUCUAGAGCUCUGAUUGGCUUAGCUAUCACGGUACAUGAGCCAUUAUACCAUGCUCUCCAAACAUGGUAACUGUACGCAUCUGCUCAAAAUUAAAAACAAGCUGAAAAUCGGUUGCUUUCACAAAUAUUACUGCUAUUUUCUUGUAGUCCCCUAUGUGCAUGAUUUGCCACUGCCCUACCAAACCAAAACCCCAGUUUAAAAACAACCCCCCCCCCCCCCCCAAAAAAAAAAAAAAAAUUAAAAAAAUUAAUAUCAUGGACCAACAAGAGCAUUCCUGCAAGAGAUUGAUUUGGUGGCAUUUGGGACAGGCUAAUUGAAAGAUGAUAUGUUGUCCGCAUCAAAAUCAUGUAGAAGAAAAUAUUUUUUUGAGUUGGUUCUAUAACUAGAUGGUGAUUGUGCAUGUUUUAUAGUUUCAGCAUCAGAGCUCCACAAGUUAAAUACUAUUUUAGAAGCCCAAAGCUCUGAGAAUUUCUGUUAAUACCUUGACAAGCCUAAAAAUGCGAGUUACGCUCAAUGGGGAUGUGACAAAUGGAACAUCUUCCGCAUCCCUCUCCCCCACCAAAUGGAACAUCUUCCUCAUCCCUCCCCCCACCAAAUGGAACAUCUUCGUCAUCCCUCCCCCCACCAAAUGGAACAUCUUCCCCCAUCCCUCCCCCCUCCCCUUUGAGCUUUCAAAACAUCUACCCUCUCAUCUCUCAUUAUUUGUCACCAGGUAACAAUCCUAUUUUCAAAUUUCUCUGAUGAGGAUAGAGCGUUACCAGAAGCUGUUCAAUAUAGACGUGAAAUAAAUGAAUAUAACAGAAGAUAUUCUGGAGUCCCAAGACCUGUAAGUACACAGGCUAAACAUUUGACUUAGGGAGUUAAGAGACCUUGAUCACUUCAACACUCUUUGGCCUCAUUGUAAAUGUGGUGAUUUUCAGGUAUGCAUCCCUUUCAAAAGGUUCUGUUCAAGCUUGCAUACACUUUGAAGUUGCAACAAGAUCAAAUUCCUGAGAUCUUGUGAUCUGUAAUGGGGUGAUAUAGUAUACCGGUGAUAUAAAUGAAGGGGUUACCUCCAAAUGAAAGAGCUCUAGAUCUGUUGGUUGUAUCAAUAGAGAUUUUUCUUCAAGUUACCACUAUAAGUCUUAAUGAUAGCAACCUGACAAUAGUUUCAACUCAGUCAAGAUAAAACAAGAUUUAGCAUUAUAAAAAAUAAUAUUGACUCUGGGUGUCUCAAGACAAAAACUGUUUAUAAUCAAAAGCUACAUGCAAACGGAUGCCACAACUCCCAACAUUGUUGGAGCUAAAUGUUUGACGGGUUUCAAACUUUGCACAACAACACGCAAUAAGCAACAUGCAACAGCGUGUGCAAAUGGACGCAGCAUGUAACAUCCAACAAUGUUGCAUCCAUUUACAUGGGGCUAAAGAUUACACAGGUCACUGUGUUUUUGAUCACCCUUUCUCUGUCUCUAAUGGUAAGCUGGUGAUGUUGACAGUUGCCCCUGCGAAUUUUGCAUGGAUGUCAGCGAGAUGUUCCACCACCCAUUCAAUCAAUCAACAGUUGUACCAUCAAUCACUCUAAUCUAUGUUACAAGUGCAGUCUUUGUCAAAUGUAAUAAUCUAAGAUUGAAAUUGAUACACAAAUUAUAUUUAAUUUUGCAGUUAAUGGACUAUAUAUAUGAUCUGCCAACACUUUUACGACAGCUGUUUAGAGACCUGUUUUCGGUUGGUGGUCUUGUCUGGGUUCUUCGACUUAGAAUCAUCUUAUGCUUUUUUGCGGCUGCACUGUACUUUGUAUCUCCACUGGACAUUAUUCCCGAGUCUGUGUUUGGAUUCCUGGGUCUUUUAGAUGAUGUUCUUAUUAUUUUGCUACUGUUGGUGUACGUCACGGAAAUGUACAGGAGAGUAAUUGCAAAUAGAGCAGAGGAAACAACGUGAUUAUUGAAUACAGAUUAUCAAAAGGGUGAAAGACAAACUGUGAAACUUGCAGAAGACACUGUGUUAUCAGCUUGAUCAGAAUGAAGGAAACCAGUUCUUGGAAUGGUAGAAAAACACUGCAAGAUUACAAUGAAAGUGUGCAAAAAGGGUGAUUGGAAUUAGAGUCGAGAGAAAAUGAAGCAGUAGACAAUUAUUACGCCAAAGAAACAU
Porites lobata is the source of this 3895-nucleotide messenger RNA. The record is from the annotation of a GenBank genome assembly. NCBI's taxonomy places the organism in Eukaryota, Metazoa, Cnidaria, Anthozoa, Scleractinia, Poritidae.